Molecule: messenger RNA, 1961 nt
Organism: Amphimedon queenslandica
Lineage: Eukaryota; Metazoa; Porifera; Demospongiae; Haplosclerida; Niphatidae
Exons: 17
Coding region: 41-1780 (579 amino acids)
Source: RefSeq, a predicted model, not a curated record
UUACUCACUUUUAAUAAAGACCAGGAAAAUCUGCUGAAAGAUGAAGAUGUGCUUAUAUGCAUGCUGUAUUGUCCUCUCUCUGUCUCUCACUCUCAGCCACUCAUGUCUGCUGACUAACUGCAGGAACAACAGGAAUGAUAUUCAGAUGCAAAGUGAAGAGACUUUUUUAAGAGCUAUUAAGUGUCAAGAUUACUGCUUGAGACAAUAUGGAGUCAAGCUACCAAAUGUGAGCAUAGUCAAUGUUUGGCCAACAAGGAAUGUCACGGAUCUACAAAACAAUUGCCGAAUAUAUCAAAAGGUGGAACAGUGUCAAUUGGGAUGUGUUAUCUCAAAGCUAUACACAGACUUGACUCCAAAUAAAUGCAGGAAUAAAUGCUACUCGCUGUGUAAGGAUAGUUGCAAUGGAGAGACCAGAUGUGCCAUACACGAUAACAGUUGCUCAAGAAAAUGUGGUAAAACAUUCUGCAAGAAAGGAUGCCUCCAUAAAGUUGAUAACAAUGGUUACAUACCACCUGUUCCAGUUGCUCCACCCAUAUUGAUGCAAACAGAAGAAGAAUAUGCAUAUGCAGUUACAUACAACCAAACAAAUGGAAUAAACAACAACAAUAACAACAACAGCGAGCCUGAUUGGGUAAACUUCCUCUUCAAAGUUACAGACAUAAAUGAAGGAAUAACUCAAUAUUACUGGCAGUCUGAUUUAACGCAGACGCUAAAAUUAACAGGAUUCUCGUGUCGUGCCGUUAAUGUAUCAGUAUCAGUGAUCAGUAGGAAUCAUCAGACACCUUAUUCACCUCCAGCUACACUUUGCAUCAAUAACGAGAAAUUUUAUCCAUCACAAAUAGCAGCUGAAACCAUUGUUCCUGCCUUUAGAGAGGACAAAGAACAUUCAAGCUUUGUAGAGAUAGAUAUCCAGUGGGAGGGACCAGAGACAAAUGCAGGAGCUGUGACUUCAUACAGUGUAUUUGUAUUAUCAACACAGGAAGAGUGUGGAGGCAUGAAUAAACUCUUCACAUAUAAUGAUAUUAAACAAAACAAUAUAUCAAUAAAGACUGAUGGAUCCAACCAGUUCCCAAGAUUUGGAUGCACUUAUCAUUUAAUAGUAAAAGCAUAUCCUUCAAGAGAUGACACAGAUGGAACUCAAGUCACAAUUAUACCAAAACUACCUGAAUUCAAUGGAUCAGUGGAAUUAAAUUGCUCCAGCGUAAGGAUUGGGGAUGGUCCAGUGAUACUAAUGGCUAACUGGAGUCACUCUGGAAACGAGGCCAUUAGUCAUUACCUGCUAGACAUAAAACAUGAGAAAGAAAUGAAGAUAAAAGCAAAUGUGAGUCAAAGCCAGUACAGAGUUUCAAAAAUUCUUUCAGACAUUCAAGACGACCAUAUUCAUGUUAACUUAUCAUCUCAAAAAAGAUCAGAUUAUUACUGGCGUCCAUUACCAUACCCAGCCUCAUGCAGCGUACAGGUUCCAGUACAUGUACCACUGGCUGUAUUAGUCGAUCAAAAAAUCGAUGAAUAUAAUAAUAAUAUAUCAUUCAAUAUCAGCUGGAGUACCAUUUCAUCUAAUAUCACUCAUAUUCAGCUCUUGAUCGGACAGAAUUUAAAUAUACCACAAUACUCAUACGUGAUAAAGGCACAAUUGAAAGAAUUCUUUAUUAGUAUUGAGAGAAACAAUGACGAUACUUAUCUAUGGGCAAGAAGCGUGCAAGAAGCAAUGGAGACCAGCUGGAACAAUCCCAUCAAAAUAAAGGGAAAAGGUUUGGAGUCUGACACAGAAGAGGGGUAGAUUAUCCACUAGCUCAGUAUAACUUGAGCAAAACAUUACCACAUUAUGACAUGUCUACACGUGACAUAUAAUUAAGUCAAUUUGUUACUGUGUGUAUUAUAUAUGUGAAUACCUUUAAACUGUCCAUUCCAUUCAUUUUAUUACAAAAUAAGCUUUAAUUGAUGAAGACAGCAAAACUGCA